Molecule: messenger RNA, 3213 nt
Organism: Thelazia callipaeda (thelaziosis nematode)
Lineage: Eukaryota; Metazoa; Nematoda; Chromadorea; Rhabditida; Thelaziidae
Source: the annotation of a GenBank genome assembly
AUGAUGGAUAAUGAAACUGCAGUUGAUGAGAUUGGUAAUGAAAUACGUGAAGCGCAGCAAUCAUCCGGCAAAUCACUAGAAUGUCGUGUCAGGCAUCUUCAAAAAGCACAGGAGUUGUUGUUAAAUAGAAGCAAAAAUUGCUCCCUUCUUGAUAAUUUUUUGGACGAAAUGCUCGAAUUUGUGGUGGAAAAUGAUUCUAAGAUGCGCAUAUUUGUUGCAUCUUUCAUUGAAAUGGCUUGUAAAAAAGAUUGCGAAGUAAUGAAAAAAGCAGUUGUUUCGCUUUCAUAUUUAAUCGAAAGUGCCGGUGUUGGGUCGAUUUCCGUCAUCAAAAAGGUUAUCAUAGUGUGCUCGCAAUUAUACCCGAUAGUUCUGAAGUGGGCUGCAGGGUCGCGCACACCUGAAGUUGCAAGAUGCUGGGAAGCUUUUUCAGUUCUAAAGGGUCGCAUCAUGCAGCUUAUUGACUCUGAUAAUGAUGGAAUCAGAACUCAAACCAUUAAAUUUCUGGAGACCGUGAUUUUAUCCCAGUCAUUGCGAACAGAAGAAAGUGAUACAAACCGUGCGGAUAGUAUGUGCUUAAACGAAAUCGGUCGUGAUCAUCGAUUUAUUUCUUAUCGGAAAAUGGAAAGCGAAGCAAUGUUGAAUUUUAACUCAUUGCUUGAUCAUAUUGCUUCAGCUCAUAUUUCUUCUCUCAACUUGUUAACUUGUUUAACUUGUGUGUGUAACAUUGCUCAUCUUCGUCCACAGUUCACUCACAAAGUUAUUGGAGCCAUAGAAGCUUUACAUGCAAAUCUUCCACCAACCUUGUCAACUAGUCAGGUGAAAAGCGUGCGGAAAGAAUUGAAAAUGCAUCUUAUACGCCUUUUGAAACAUCCUAGUAGUGUACAGUUUCAUCCGAGAAUGGUAACAGUGUUAAAUGAUUUAGGAGCAACGCAGUCGGAGAUUCAGCGUGCAUUACCUUCUGCAAAUGACCAACGGAAAAGAACUUGUCGAAUUCCUGAAAACAACGGUGAACCGGAAGCAAAAAAAGCUAAAGGGACCGAGGCAGUUUCAUUAUAUAUCAAUAAAGAAAAUGACGAAAAUUAUGAAGACGAAGCUGGGCCCAGUACGUCUUUUAGGAAAAGUCAGACUCAGUCAUCCGUUGAUAUCACUGCACAAUUUGUUUAUGAACGGUUGACACCUAAAGUUGCCAUUGAUUUGGUUUUGAUGUCCCUUAUUGCACUUCCCAAUGAAAUGCCUGCAGCUUUUAAAUCAUCUUAUACUCCUAUUGCAGCAGCUGGCACGGAAAAUCAAAUUCGCCAUUUAUCACGCAUGCUUGCAACUCAGUUUACCAAUACUGAGCUAGGUCCAGGAGUUGAGGAAGUCGGUUCGGGAAAAUCACAGCAGUGUAAUGCUUCCCAAGCAGCAAGAAUCGAGGGCCUAGACUCCUUGCCUUCUUCGUCGCUGCAGUUUAAUUCGACUCAGCAGCGACGUCUUCAAAAAUCUGAAUUCCCGUUGCCAGGAGUUAUGGCAAGUAAUGCAAAGUCAAAAAUACAAUUCGGUUUACUUUCUAUCACCAAAGAAUUAGAUUAUGAACAAUCGCUGAAAUUAAUUCUGCUAGCUUUUCAGCGAAUAUUAGCCAGCGAAAAAAGAGCUAUUCAAGGUGGAGCGGGUGUUGCUCAGCAAAAAUUGUUGAUUAGGCUCGUGACACGUUUUGAUCACGAUUCCAGUAACGAGUUUGAAGAUCUUCUGACAGCUUUCAUUGUACAGGAUCAGAAAGCCAGAACGGAGUUGGCACUUUUAUGGAUAGCAGAACUUUAUGCACAAUUUCAGGGAUAUUCCUUAUGUCGUAGUCCAUACAGUGCGAGAGAAUAUCAUUGCGAGUCAACGCGUCUCGAACGUUACGACUUAGUAUUAUGCAAUCUUUUGAAAACUUUAUAUGAUCGAGGAGAACACAAAGAAACCUUGUUUCACAAGAUUUUAUUGGAAGCACCGCUCUUAACUCCUCAGUCUCUUGUUUGGUUACGAACCGCUUGUCUCGAUUCGGUAUUUGGAGCAUUUGGAAUGACUACUUUGCGAGAAUUGAUUUUGACUCGAGCAAGACAAAGAAAUGAAUUAUUAAACAUUCUCCUUGAUUUCUCAUACAGUGAUAGGGUUGAUGUCCGCACACAAAAACACUGCACAGAAUCAGUCCCGCCACCACAACUUUUUGCUUUUGCAGAAGAAAAUGCUGCGAGAGAGUGGGAUGAUGCCACAAUACGGAUCACUUUGAACUUGUUUUUAUCUAUCCUCCCUCUCGAUCACUCGUUAAUACCUACUUUAGCAUCGGUUUACGCUAGAUCUUCCAACGACAUAAAAAGGGUUAUGUUACGUACAAUUGACAGUGCAAUAAAAUCGAUAGGUGCUACGAGUGAGCACUUAUUAGAAAUGAUCGAGAAUUGUCCACUGGGAGCAGAAACAUUAGCUGCAAGAAUAGUGCAUCUACUCACAGAAAGAAAUCCACCAACUCAAGAUUUAGUAAAUAAAAUAACUGCACUGUAUGAUCAAGGGAGGACAGAUGUUCGUUCAAUGAUACCGGUUUUAAGUGGUCUUGAUAAGGAUCAGAUAUUAAAAAUUUUGCCAAAGUUCGUACUUACACCAGUGAAUCAGAAAUCAGUGUCUGUUGUGUUCAAUAAGCUGCUAACUGGAAGAAGUAUCAAAACAGGUCUUCAUCCAAUGGGUGCCGGUGAACUGCUUAUGGCUUUACAUAAAAUCGAAAUCGAAAAUAUGGAUGAAAAUAAUUUGUUACUUCAAAAUAUUGAUAUUUUACUGACGCAGUUAACAGCAUCUAAAGAUGCCAUAGGUGCUGCAAUAGAUCAGCUGUGUGAUGAUGAGGUAUUUUCUCAAACAUUAUUCUAUACUGUUACACGGUCACAUAAAAUCUUCCCAGCAUUGGGUGGUUUCAUCUCAAACGUACUAGUUAAAAUCGCUAAUAAAAAACCAUGGAGUCGUGAUGAAAGCUUAUGGCCUCAUUUUGUUCGCUGCGCUGUUGCGAAUGCCCCUCAUUCUUAUUUUGCAAUGCUAACAGUUUUAACAAAUAAGGAAUUCGACGAAUUAUUGGAACAGACUCAAAAAGAAGGCACUGAUGUUUUGGAUUCACUGCGAACUUAUAUUCCUUCAUUAUCAGCACACCAACAAAAGAAAAUCGAUUAUCAUAUCAGGGAAACUAUUAUGAAUUACAGACGGGUCAGUUUAUGA